GCAUGCGCAUUCUCUGUUCGGCGGGCAGACCGAGGGUGCGCAAAAGCUGCAGUAGCAUGGAGGGACGUGACAGUAAAGAGCCAGAGCAGCUCAGGAAGCUGUUUAUCGGUGGCCUCAGUUUUGAGACCACAGAGGACAGUUUGCGCGCUCACUUUGAGCAAUGGGGUAAACUCACUGACUGCGUGGUAAUGAGAGAUCCAGGUAACAAACGCUCACGUGGUUUCGGUUUUGUGACGUACUCUUGCGUAUCAGAAGUGGAUGCGGCAAUGGCAGCACGACCACACAAAGUGGACGGUCGCGUGGUUGAGCCCAAGCGUGCCGUUUCCCGAGAGGACUCUAAUAAACCUGGAGCACAUCUGACAGUGAAGAAGAUAUUUGUUGGUGGAAUUAAGGAGGACACAGAAGAAUAUCAUGUCAGAGAGUACUUUGAGCGGUAUGGGAAAAUCGAGAGCAUCGAUAUAAUGGAGGAGCGUCCAACUGGGAAAAAGAGAGGAUUCUGUUUCGUCACCUUUGAUGAUCAUGAUACUGUGGAUAAAAUUGUCGUACAAAAAUAUCACACAAUCAACUCCCAUAACUGUGAAGUGAGGAAGGCUCUUCCUAAACAGGAAAUGCAGGCAGCUUCUAACCAGAGAUAUCGCGGUGGAGGUGGGGGCAAUUUUAUGGGCAGAGGUGGAAACUUCGGAGGUGGCAACUUUGGCAGAGGGGGGUACGGAGGAGGCCGGGGUGGCUACGGAGGAGAUGGAUACAAUGGAUUUGGUGGUAACUGUGGUGGGGGUCCUGGCUAUGGCGGUGGUCGUGGGGGAUAUGGUGGAGGUCCUGGAUAUGGUAACCAAGGCGGAGGGGGCUUUGGAGGAUAUGAUAACUACAAUGAUGGAGGAAAUUUUGGUGGUAACUUUGGUGGUGGUGGAGGCGGGGGAGGAGGUGGAAAUUACAAUGACUUUGGGAAUUAUGGAGGGCAGCAGUCCAACUACGGCCCCAUGAAGGGAAACAACUUUGGAGGAAGGAACUCAGGACCUUAUGGAGGUGGCUAUGGCUCUGGUGGUGGAGGCGGGGGCUUUGGGUCCAGACGAUAUUAACGUGUUUUUGUCUGUGGCUUCAGAUCCACAGUUAGAUGGAGAGAUGAGAGGAAAGAUUACUGAGAGAAAGUGGGAGGGGCCAAGAUCUGCCAGUUAUAGCUCUUACUGCAGCAGACUUUAAUAUUAGCUGCGAGAGAGUGUAGCCAGACACUCCAGAACUAGUGUGUGUUAGUGUAUGCACAUUCCUUUGAUAUUCUUCUUUAGCCAUUCAUAUUUUCUUUGUGCUUUCCACACACCCCAAACCCCCCUGUGAUUUUUGUGAGCGUUGUUUGAGAGUAAAAGAAAGCUAUUAUGUUAUCAAACACUGUAUCAAGAGCAGUCUUAAAUAAUUUGUUUGAGUUUCAGAUGUUGUGGCCUUCAGUAUUAUUUGGAGAGAAAAAAGGACAUGUUGGUUUUUAUUUUUGAUUUGAUGACAGUGAUGUCAUGUCAGUGUUUCGUGUAUUUUGAUAUAUUGUGAGUAUACAGUGCCUGUGCUGUUUCUCCUGAGAUGUAUGAACCAUUGAAUGAAAAACAGAGUAGACUUUAUCAGAUCUGAGGGCAUGUAACACAUUAAACCUGUAAAGAUAGAAGUUUAGAUUGUUUAACUAUUUUGACAAAUGAAAAAAGAAACCAGCUGAAAUAAAGUUGUGUAGUAACUUGUCUAACCAAGUUUAGUGCGUCAUUGAGUCUGAAAGAGAGUGCAGCUGUUCUGAGCGUAUGUUGUUGUGUAUGAGAUUAGAGAGACCUCAAGGCCUAGAUAGGGCUGGGCGAUAUAUUAAUAUUCACAAUAUAUUCCUGAUGAUUUUGCUGGCGAUAAAAAAGUAAACAACAUAGUGAAUGUCACAAUGGUUUUGAUGCUCUUUAUUUUGCCAUUACGUUUACUAAAGGCAGUGCCUUUAGACAAGAUUCCUUGUUGUCUUGGGCGAUGUAUUGCACAAUGUACUAUUAAUGAUUUUUCUGGAGGUACAAAAUUAAGCAACAUUGUGAACAUCACAAUUAUUUUUAAGUGAUUUGUAUUUGGCCAUGCCUUUUACACUAGUUUUGUAGUUCCUCAUAUCUCAAACGGCGAUGUUCAGACUUAGGUAGCAAAAAGAGCACUCCAGUUUAUAAGUUCGAUUCAUUUCUGUGAAUCAGUUUCCACAAAUCAAUUCAAAGCUCUGAUUUAACAGUUUGUUUGUGCCAUCACCAAAAACGUACACUGUAGUUUCAAAUGUCACAUUGUCAUUUAUCAACAAAAAUAUCAAAAUGUAGUUGCACAGGCAGGAAAAAUGGCAGCAAAAUGUGACCAUUUAGUCACAGUCUGGAGCCCUGAAAUUUGAUUAAUUUAAUGAAACAGUUAACUCUGAUUCAACUAUGUUUGCGUCACCACUCAAAUGUUGACUGAAGUCUCUGUUGUGGCAUUUCUGUACGUUAAAAUGUUUUUUUUUAUUAUUAUCAUGCAUUAUUAAAUUGGUGCAUAUAAUUAAAAUUAUCAAAACAUAUAUAUUUUAUUAUAAUUAAAAAUAAUAAUAUGCUUAGUGACUCCAGUCAGGCUUCCCCGGUUGCUAGGGUGGGUAGAGUCACAUUGCGUUAACCUCCUCGUGGUCGCUAUAAUGUGGUUCUCGCUCUCAGUGGGGUGCAUGGUGAGUUGUGCGUGGAUGCUGCGGAGAAUAGUGUGAGCCUUCACACGUGCUAGGUCUCUGCGGUAACGCUCACUAAGCCAUAUGAUAAGAUACGUGGAUUGACGGUCUCAGACGUGGAGGCAACUGAGAUUCAUCCUCCACCACCCGGAUUGAGGCGAGUCACUACGCCACCAUGAGCACAUUGGGAAUUGGGCAUGCCAAAUUGGGGAGAAACCCCCCCCUCAAUAUUUUAAUAUAUAAUGUAUAUUAAAUAUGACUUUUUAUUAUUUUCAAUAAAAAUUUGAAAAUUCGUCGAAUGUGAGAUAAAAAAAAAUGCACAUUCAAUGCCAAGCACUGACAAUGACUUACAUUCUUGGACUAAAACAGAUGCAAUGCAACAAAUAAAACAGAACAUGGGUUACAAAUGCUCAAUUUCCUUUUAAAUUGAUACAGAGUCUGAAAAAAUGCAUCGUUUCUUCAUCAGACUCUGGGGGAAAAAAAAAAACACGAGACACGGCGCUCCAUCUAGUGCAUGUUUACAUAGAAAAACACGGAUGUGUUCAGAGUGAAUGCGCCCCAUGAUAAUGUUAAGUGGUCCUGUGUGAAAGUAUUUGCCCCCUUAGUUAUUAAAUUCCCAAAUCUAUGAAACUGCAUUCAUAAUAGGGUUUAGCUGGACUAGACACACCCAGGCCUGAUUACUGCCAGCGCUGUUCAAUCAAAUCAGCACCUAAAUAUAACUUUUUCAGCAACGUGAAGUUGGCUAAAAUGUCUCACCCAGUAGCACACAAUGCCAAAGUCGAAAGAAAUUCCAGAAAUGAUGAGGGAAAAAGGUUACAGCAGUCUGGGAAGGGUUACAAAGCUAUUUCAAAGUCUCUGGGACUCCAAAGAACCACAGUGAGAGCCAAUAGCUCCAAAUGCAGAAAACUUGGCACAGUAGUGAACCUUCCCAGAAGUGGCUGACCUUGCAAAAUUCCUCCAAGAGCACAGCAACAACUCAUCCAGGAAGUCACAAAAAUGCAAAGGACAACAUCCAAGGAACUGCAGGCCUCUCUCGCAUCAGUAAAGGUCACUGUUCAUGACUCCACUAUCAGAAAGUCACUGGCCAAAAAUGGCAUCCAUGGAAGCAUGGCGAGGUGAAAACCACUGCUAACCCAGAAGAACAUUAAAGCUCAUCUGAAUUUUGCCAAAACACACCUUGAUGAUCCUCAAACCUUUUGGGAGAAUGUUCUGUGGACUGAUGAGUCAAAAGUGGAACUGUUUGGAAGACUGGUGUCCCGUUACAUCGGGUGUAAAUCAAACACAGAAUUCCACAAAAGAACAUCAUACCUACGGUCAAGCAUGGUGGUGCAAGUGUGACGGUGUGGGGAUGCUUUGCUGCUUCAGGGCCAGGGCGACUUGUAAUAAUUGAGGGAAUCAUGAAUUCUGCUCUCUACCAGAAAAUCCUAAAGGAGAACCUCCGGUCAUCAAUCCAUGAGUUGAAGCUCAAGCGCAACUGGAUUAUGCAGCAAGACAAUGAUCCAAAGCAUAGUAGUAAGUCCACCUCUGAAUGGCUCAAAAGAAGCUAAAUUAAAGAUUUGGAGUGGCCUAGUCAAAGUCCUGACUUGAACCUGAUUGAGAUGCUGUGGCGGGAAAUUAAACAGGCAGUUCAUGCUCAAAAACUCUCCAAUGUGGCUGAACUAAAGCAGUUCUGCAAAGAAGAGUGGGCCAAAAUUCCCGUACAUCAUUGUGAAAGAAUGAUCUCCAGUUAUCUGAAUCAUUUGUUUGCAGUUGUUGCUGCUAAAGGUGGCACAACCAGCUAUUAAGUUUAAGGGGGCAGUUAGUUUUUCACAUGGGUGAAAUAAACUCAGCAAAAAAAAAAAAAAGAAACAUCCUCUCACUUUCAACUGCUUUUAUUUUCAGCAAA
Myxocyprinus asiaticus (Chinese sucker) is the source of this 4559-nucleotide messenger RNA. RefSeq names its product heterogeneous nuclear ribonucleoprotein A3-like. Gene Ontology annotation, molecular function: RNA binding. Lineage: Eukaryota; Metazoa; Chordata; Actinopteri; Cypriniformes; Catostomidae. Bases 3 to 1076 code for a protein of 357 amino acids. The record is from RefSeq and is a predicted model, not a curated record. The transcript is spliced from 11 exons.